CCAACAUGUACCGCCCAGCAUACUGCAAACACACUAUUCCUGGUUAGGCAAACGACCGAGCGGUUAUCGUCUAACGUCCUACGGAAGGCGGUGGAGAGAAUGGUUCGGUACAGGAAGGCAUGACGUAAUAUUACGCUUAACUUGGCCCUAGUGGGCGUCUGAGAGCCGCCAACGUGGCCUGAGAAACUGAAAGUCGUUCGGUAUUGUCACCGGCGUUACUCCAGCCAUCUUCCCCGCUUCCGCAUGGCCCCCUUCAGGUAGAUAGAUUGUCAGGUACGGAUGCGCUUAGCGGUUGGUCAUUCCUUUAUAUCCAGAGCAAAGUCACGACGAGUAAUUCCUGUCGCGCAAGAAAAGACAGCACGUGGAGCUUUGUCCUUGACAUCGAAAAGUCUCAUGCGCGCGAUCUCUGAGGGGCUGUCACAUCUACAAUGGCAACACCCGAUGUGGCUCCGCAAUUUGGAGCGGAACUAAAGGAUGCGUUCAAACCAGUCAACAAUUGGGUUUCCCACGGGGUACAAUGGCUCGACGAGAUACAACAGUUCUACCGGGAACGGAGCGCCAUCGAAAAGGAGUACGCCGCCAAGCUGACGGGUCUUUGCCGAAAAUACCAGGAUCGCAAGGCCAAGAAAAUAAGCACAUUAAGCGUCGGAGAUACUCCAACCAUGACCCCCGGCUCCCUCGAAAGCGCUUCGCUUACCACUUGGACUACCCACCUGACCGCCGUUGAAUCGCAUGCGGGAGAACGUGAUCAGUUCGCUACAGACCUCCUUGUUCAGGUUGCGGAACCUCUGAAACAAGCUGCGGCACAAUACGAGGAAAUCAGAAAGUCUCACGUCGAAUUCCAUGCGAAACUAGAAAAGGAAAGAGAUGCCGCCUACGGUGACCUCAAGAAAGCAAAGGGCAAAUACGAUGGGGUGUGCCAAGAAGUGGAGGGUAGGCGGAAAAAGAUGGAGAAUUCGUUCGAUCACAGCAAGCCCAAGGCUCAAGCUGCAUAUCAGCAGCAGAUCUUGGAGAUGAACAAUGUUAAAAAUACGUACCUCAUCAGUAUAAACGUGACGAACAAGUUGAAAGAACGGUUCUACCAUGAAUACGUCCCGGAGCUACUAGAUAGCCUGCAAAACCUCAACGAAAUGCGCGUAUCAAAGCUGAAUUCUCUAUGGUCACUUGCAGCGCAACUGGAAAAAUCUUCUCUAUCUAAGAGUAUGGAACAUAUGGCCCAUCUACUCAACGAGAUCCCACGGAAUGUCCCGCACCUCGAUUCACUUAUGUUCUUGCGCCACAAUGUCAGCCAGUCACAGGAACCGCCUAAUAUGAGCUUUGAGCCGAGCCCCGUUUGGCACGAUGACGAAGCGCUUGUCACCGAUGAGACUGCGAAGGUCUUCUUGCGCAACCUGCUCAGCAAGAGUAAAACGCAGGUUCGGGAACUGAGAGUUGAGGCCGACCAGAAACGCAGGGACGUCGAAACGUCCAAGCGGAUCCGCGACAACAUCCAACAAGGCAAAGACAACCGAAGCGAGGUCGAUAUAGUCCGAUCUAUCUUCUACCUGCAAGGCGCUUUGCAUGAAGUAGAGCGUAAGAAGCUCACUGCCGAGGUCGAAACAUCUACUAUUAUGUCAGUAGUUGGUGACCUCUCAUUGGGUGCCAAGAAUCACAACUUCAAGUCGCAAACGUUCAAAAUCCCGACCAACUGUGACCUCUGCGGGGAGCGGAUAUGGGGACUCUCGGCGAAGGGAUUUGAUUGUCGGGAUUGCGGAUAUACGUGUCACAGCAAAUGCCAAAUGAAAGUCCCCGCCGAAUGUCCUGGGGAGCAGAGUAAGGAAGAGAAGAAGAAGCUUAAAGCGGAACGGCAAGAACAGGCUAAUUCCUCUACACCACACCUCGACCUUGAGCCGACAACUACUGGUUCAUCUGCCGCGCCUUCCCUAACUCGGAAGGAUACGAUGAACUCGUUAAGUUCUGGGUACGCCGUGAGUGCCAACCGGUCGAUGUCUAACGCUGCCAGCCAGCCAGCGUUGGCUAGUCCGACCGAAUCAGCUGCUCCAGCCCCGGUGCCAGAAACGGCGGCAACUCCAGCCCCUGUGCAGGAGACCAAGCCCAAGAGAAAUAGGGUCUUAGCCCCACCCCCUGCGCAAUACGUCAAGGCUCCGCCAGUAGCUGAAUCAACGAAGCCAAGUGAACCACGCGGGAAGAUGAUCUAUCCAUUCCAAGCGGGAGGAGCCGACGAAAUAACCGUUCAAGAUGGGGAUGAUGUAACUAUUCUGGAACCGGAUGGUGAGCCUUCCCACAUGUUAAAUCGAAACGUUGAAGCCUUACUGACUUUUCAACCCUAAUUAGAUGGAUCUGGAUGGAUGCGCGUCCGCAUGGGCUCGGCUGAGGGUCUCGUCCCAGCCUCCUACGUGGAAGCGGCACCCGCGGCGUCCGCAGCCCCUGCGACUAGCUCCGGGAUGAUUGAGCGCCCGGGGUCCACUUAUUCCACCUCAUCUGCCUCCGUUGCAGGUAGUGGGGUGGGUAAGAAAGUUGGGCCGGCCGUGGCACCUCGCCGGGGCGCUAAGAAGCUGAAGUACGUCGAGGCGUUGUACGACUACGAGGCUCGCAGUGACAUGGAAUGGAGCAUGGUGGAAGGCGACCGGUUUGUGCUGGUCAACCGGGAUGGCGGUGACGGAUGGGCGGACGUGGAAAGAGGGGGCGUGACCAAGAGUGUGCCGGCCAACUACAUCCAGGAGGUAUAGUUCGAUCCAUCGGUUCAACAAUCAGCCGCAAGACCUUCGUGUUGUACAGAUGUAUAUACGCACACAGAAGGUAUCUUUUAUGUCUGUCAUUUGCAUUGGGGAGCCUGGAGCUGAGGUUUUAUUAUUUUUUUGGGGGGGUUUUAGCGGUCUGGCUAUUGUUAGUAUCCGUCUUGUUAUUGGCCGCUGCACAUCCUAGCAUAGUAUCAUGCAGCAAGCAUUCGCCUCGGCUGUAUAGAAGUUGGAAGUCCUAUUGUUGUUGUUGUUUUUCUUUUUCUUUUUUUUUUUUUUUUUUUUUUU
Molecule: messenger RNA, 3026 nt
Organism: Aspergillus pseudotamarii
Lineage: Eukaryota; Fungi; Ascomycota; Eurotiomycetes; Eurotiales; Aspergillaceae
Product: putative actin polymerization protein Bzz1
Exons: 6
Coding region: 429-2330 (633 amino acids)
Biological process (GO): regulation of actin filament polymerization
Source: RefSeq, a predicted model, not a curated record